AAGGGCUGGGCGCCAAUGCCCACAGCCAGCUCCCACCCAUGGGCCAGGGCUCCGGGUUGCUGGGGGAGGGAGGCCAAGCUCUUGCCCCGGACUCUCACCCAGCUCGACACCAUGCCCAACUUCGCUGGCACCUGGAAGAUGCGCAGCAGCGAGAAUUUCGACGAGCUCCUCAAAGCUCUGGGUGUGAAUGCCAUGCUGAGGAAGGUGGCCGUGGCCGCAGCCUCCAAGCCGCACGUGGAGAUCCGCCAGGACGGGGACCGGUUCUACAUCAAGACGGCCACUACCGUGCGCACCACCGAGAUCAACUUCAAGGUCGGAGAGGGCUUCGAUGAGGAGACGGUGGAUGGGCGCAAGUGCCGGAGUUUGCCCACUUGGGAGAAUGAAAAUAAAAUCUACUGCACACAAACUCUGGUGGAGGGCGAUGGCCCGAAGACUUAUUGGACCCGGGAGCUGGCCAAUGAUGAGCUGAUUUUGACUUUUGGUGCUGAUGAUGUCGUGUGCACGAGAAUCUACGUCAGGGAAUAAAAAGAUGUUGUGGUCUGGUCCUGGGAAUGGGGAGGGGGGAGUAGGAUGAAGGCAUGUGCACCCAUACUUUGUGAGGGGCUAACUCCUUGGGGGACCCGGGACCAGCUCUUCCUGAAGCAGCCUUGAAUGUGAAACCGACUUCAGACGAGAAGCCCCGCCAGCCCAUGUUAGGUGUAUUCUUUGGUUUCGUUUCCCUUGCCGAAAGCAGUCGUGUUUUCUCCUCUGAGACAUCAUUCUUCUCCUGUAUUUGCCAUUUCGUAUCUUGGAAUUUGUAUGGUUUCAUUACUCAUUAAAUUUGUUGGGCAGA
Molecule: messenger RNA, 832 nt
Organism: Monodelphis domestica (gray short-tailed opossum)
Lineage: Eukaryota; Metazoa; Chordata; Mammalia; Didelphimorphia; Didelphidae
Gene: CRABP1
Product: cellular retinoic acid binding protein 1
Molecular function (GO): lipid binding
Source: RefSeq, a predicted model, not a curated record